GGGACGGUCAGGGUCCGCAGUCCUCGGAGCCCCACGCUGGCUCCCGCACACUUGGGGUAGCAAGGUUUCAGCGCUGGGCACUGACGUCGGCCUUCAAGGCCCCCACCCGGGCCGCGGCGGAGGGCGGAGCCGGGAGCCCGCCGCCCCGCCCCCAUCCCCGCCCCCGCGCGCUGCGGGCCUGGGGCGUGGAGAGGGGAGCUCAGCGGAAAACGCAGACCCCGCGCCCCCAGGCCCGGGGUCCCGGGGAGUUGAGUUCCUCGGUCACCUGCGGGCCGCAGGGUCGGGGCGGGUGUCGGUGCAGGGUCCCAGGAAGUCCCGACAUAUGGCUGUGGGCGGAAACCCGUCUGGGAGCCUCUCCCCAGCCAUGGACAGCCCCAGUCUUCGAGAGCUCCAACAGCCUCUGCUGGCGGGCGUGGGCUGUGGGUCCCCCAUCCAGAAGCCUGGGGAACCUCAGAUGGGGCCUCCCUUUCGAGAGACAGCCUUUGCGGAGUCCCUGGGGGGUUGGCACUUCCUACCAUCACCUCUUCCUUCUGUGAGCGCUGGUCUUGGGGAGCUGGGAACCCCUGACCUGGAGGACCCAUCAUCCAGCGACAGCGACUCGGACUGGGACAGGGGCAGCCUUCUCUCCCCGCUCCUACCCCACGACCACCUCGGGCUGGCUGUCUUCUCCAUGCUCUGCUGUUUCUGGCCUGUGGGCAUUGCAGCCUUCUGCCUGGCCCAGAAGGUCAGUCUGUGGGUAGGGCUGGAUCUAAGGGGAAAGUGUAUUCAGAACAAAACAGAAGUGCUAUGCCUUGGUGGGGGGCAAAAGUGGAGAGAAGGACCUGCACAGAAACAUGGAAAGGUAAAACUAGUGUUUCAGAGUGGAAGCCCAGAGCGGUGGUUAGGAACCUGGGCUCAAAUUCCUAGGCCUGACGCACUCCGUUAAUACUUUUGGGCAAGCCACUUAACCUCCCUGGGCCUCAUUUUCCUCACCUGUAAAACGGGAAUAAUUCUUACCUCUGGGUCAUCGUGAGGUUCAGAGGAGUUCAAAUGGUGGCACCGAGUGAGAGGUCUAUUUCUAUUAGCCACUUGGGCACCCCUGUGCGUGGACCACAGUGGCUGCUCCCUGUUUUUGGAAUCUCUGAAUGAGCCUGUGGGGGCGGGUCCAGGGCAAGGGUCUGGGGUUGCAGGCCGCAGGGAUGCCUGAGUCACCGCUGCCCAACGC
Messenger RNA from Neogale vison (American mink), 1204 nucleotides. It is a transcript of the gene TMEM91, whose product is annotated as transmembrane protein 91. Gene Ontology annotation, cellular component: membrane; intracellular membrane-bounded organelle. Lineage: Eukaryota; Metazoa; Chordata; Mammalia; Carnivora; Mustelidae. The record is from RefSeq and is a predicted model, not a curated record. The transcript is spliced from 3 exons. Bases 323 to 925 code for a protein of 200 amino acids.